UAGACUUAAAUAGCACAGUGUCAUGAUACAUUGUAGCACUUUCAGUUAUGUUUCGGUGGUUAAAGGGACACAACUCAAGUAAAAAUCACAAUAUUUACUGGUGGUUACGUACGAUAUCAGUAUCUGUUGUUUUGGUCUAACGCCAGGAUCCGGGACUUUGUACUGUCUGUCGAUCAUAUCAUGUGAUAUACCCGUAACAAGGAAGUGUACAGUUAAAGUCGUACCGACACAGUAACAAAAUCGUGGCAGUUCACAGUUUGUAGGCUAAGUAUUCCUUCAACUCAUCAAAGUACCAACACCAUGGCAAGUAACAGAUCCGUGCGGCGUGCCCAGGAACCCGUUACCUACACGUGUGCUUUGUGUGACAGUGAAGACGAGGUACGAUGGUAUUGUAACGACUGUCAGGAGAACUUGUGUGACCGGUGUAAGGAAUUCCAUUCACGCGGAAAGAAAACUAAAAACGAUGACGUAGUAUCGAUAGGGGACGCUAACCGUCAGGGCGACAAGCCUGUACCAGAGGUAUGUAAACUACAUCCCGGUAAACAGCUUGAUCUCUUCUGUUCGGACUGCAACGAGUUUCUUUGUGGGAUAUGUUUAUCUAAAAUUCAUAAACACCACAACUGGAAACCUUUUGAAGACGAAUUUUCUUCUAAAUUGCAACAUUUGAAAGAGCAUAUGGCAGCAAUUUCUACCAAAAUAAAACAUUUCAAGAACGAGACAUCAAAGCGACAUCAUGAUAACGAAGGGUUCAAUGACAACAUUGAUACAGUGAGGAAAGAAGUGAACUCUAAAAGGACAAAGUUAAAGGCAGAGGUAGAUUAUAUCGCUGAUGGAAUACUCGCUGAACUGUCGGCUUUAGAAAAAGAAGAAUCAACAAUGAACAAGAAAGAUUGUCAGCGAUCAGAGAAAAAAGUCGAAGAACUGACGCGUCUGCUUAACGAAGCGGAAAUGACAGAUACAUCAAGUGUAUCUUUGUUUGAAACAGAAAGGUCAUUGAGGAAAAAGCUGCCACUGUAUGACGUUAAUGUGAGAUAUGUUUCACCAAAACAACCAAGGUUUGUUACCGAAAGUAUCGACCGUGUCAUGUUGACGAAAACGUUUGGUAAAGUACACCACGAGAACCAGUACGAGAAGAUAGACAUCGACAGUAAACACGUUCAACGUCUCUCUAAGUUUAGUGUUCCUCAAAGGCAUCAGCCAUUCAGUAUAUGUCCAGUCGACGACAGCCAUGCGUGGUUAUCAAUGCAUCAAUACCAGCGUCUGGUACUGGUCAACAAGAAGGGUGUGGUCAAAGAGUCAAUAAAACUGGACUUCUGUCCUUUCCUAAUCACCAUGGUCGGGACAACAGACAUACUUAUGACCAGUGAUCCACGUAGAACAUUUGUAUAUAAACUAUCACUACACAACAAACAAGUGACAACAUUUGCUGACAUCAGACCACAUCAGUCACAUGACGUCGGUAUCAACGAGUGGGGCGAGGUGUUUGUUAGUACAGAUACACCAGAAAUAGUGGUACUGAAUCAGUCAGGUACGAUUAUAAGGAAGGUCGCGAUUGGAUCGGAAAAAAUACUGGACAUUGUCUGCUUGUCAUCGGGACGUCUGUGUGUAGUUCACACAAUUAGAGGAAGCUUGGCUGAUAGGCACAUGAAGAUAACAGACGAGUCAGGUACCGUCAUACAGACAUGGACUGGUGAUCUCGACAACAGCCAAAAGGGCGAUAGAAUGAACCUCUAUAAUAUGUCAUGUGAUAAGUACGAUAGAGUCUUUGUACCAGAUAACCACAACAACCAGGUGUACGUCCUACCGAGAGACGGUAAACAAGCCAUGUGUCUCCUGAACCAGACACACGGAGUUGUGAGACCUUCAGCAUUGGGUGUGGACACGUGUGGAAACGUAUGGAUCGGGUGUGAGGACGGCACCGUACACGUGAUGGGGCUGUAGCACGAAGUAAAAAUGAUACAGUUCAAUGAUACACUGUGUUAAUAUAACUCCACGGUAGUUCACCGAUGUAUGAAGUAUCAAAUAUUGAACCAGAUUGAACAAUCAUUUGAACAGUGGAUUUAUUUUUGUCAUGUCAGUGAUCAUCUUACAAACAUAAGAAACUCGAUCGUUUCAUCCGACAGACAAUACAUGGUCAUUGGACUGAUCAACGAGUAAGUACGUUAGCUAGAAUGUGGCCUUUGUUUUGUGUGUUUUUAAUUAAUUUAUUUUUUUACAUUUUGAAAUUUUUCAUUUUAUCUUUAAAAUGUUUCUUAAUGGUUAGUUUCUCGAACAAUUGUUUCCUAGCGACCUAAACCUCCAAAUACGUGUUAUCAAAUGGUUUUAGAUUUGACUAUUUUUAAGCAAAAGAAGAAAAUGCUAUAUCCGGUUAUCUACCCUUAUAUUUUGUGCAUACCCUUUUGUAUUGAUUUUCAAGGAAGAAAUGUUGAAGUAAAAACCACUCUUCUAAAUAUAUUUUUUAAAUGAAAUACUGUGUCUAAUAACCCUUUUUUUGUAGAUAAACGAAAGUGAAUAUUAAACAAUUGUCCAUUAAUGUGUGUUUCACAGAUGUUUACAAAACGUGAUUAACCUGUAAAUGUAAGGUAAUACAGGUUUAGUUCAGUUGUUUUAUACCUUGUAAUAUUGAAAUAUAACAAGAACGACUAAUACAUAUUGAUUUGUAUUUCCAUUUUUAAACCUUUAAGUAGACAUAUAGAUAUUAUGCUAAAUAAAA
Messenger RNA from Mizuhopecten yessoensis (Yesso scallop), 2713 nucleotides. RefSeq names its product probable RING finger protein 207 homolog. Gene Ontology annotation, molecular function: zinc ion binding. The coding region runs from base 301 to 1941 and encodes 546 amino acids. NCBI's taxonomy places the organism in Eukaryota, Metazoa, Mollusca, Bivalvia, Pectinida, Pectinidae. The transcript has a single exon. The record is from RefSeq and is a predicted model, not a curated record.